Molecule: messenger RNA, 7661 nt
Organism: Orycteropus afer afer
Lineage: Eukaryota; Metazoa; Chordata; Mammalia; Tubulidentata; Orycteropodidae
Source: RefSeq, a predicted model, not a curated record
CCAACUCUCAUUCAUUUCGCCGGUUAACAUGAGAGAUCAUGGCCGCCUUCGGGCUUCUCAGCUAUGAGCAGAGACCGCUGAAGCGCCCCCGGCUCGGGCCGCCGGAUGUCUACCCGCAGGACCCCAAGCAGAAGGAGGAUGAACUUACUGCUGUGAAUGUAAAGCAAGGCUUCAACAAUCAGCCAGCCUUCACUGGAGAUGAACAUGGCUCAGCCAGAAAUAUUGUAAUUAACCCAUCUAAGAUUGGAGCUUAUUUUAGCAGCAUAUUAGCCGAGAAACUAAAGCUUAACACUUUCCAGGACACCGGAAAGAAGAAACCACAAGUUAAUGCUAAAGAUAAUUAUUGGCUGGUUACUGCUCGAUCUCAGAGUGUAAUUCAUAGUUGGUUCUCUGACUUAGCAGGAAAUAAACCACUUGCUAUUCUGGCAAAAAAGGUUCCCAUCCUUAGUAAAAAAGAGGAUGUUUUUGCAUAUUUAGCUAAAUAUUCAGUGCCAAUGGUCCGAGCAACAUGGCUGAUCAAGAUGACAUGUGCCUAUUAUUCUGCUAUUUCUGAAGCUAAAAUUAAGAAACGUCAGGCUACUGAUCCCAAUUUGGAGUGGACACAAAUCUCUACCAGGUAUCUUCGAGAGCAGUUGGCCAAGAUUUCUGACUUUUACCACAUGGCCUCCAGUACAAGCGACAGCCUUGUGCCUGUGCCACCGGAGGUGGAGCAAGCUAUGAAGCAGUGGGAGUACAAUGAAAAGCUGGCCUUUCACAUGUUCCAGGAAGGAAUGCUAGAAAAACAUGAAUACUUGACAUGGAUCCUAGAUGUUUUAGAAAAAAUUAAACCAAUGGAUGAUGAUCUUCUUAAACUCUUGUUACCACUAAUGCUGCAGUAUUCAGAUGAGUUUGUUCAGUCGGCCUACCUGUCUCGUCGUCUUGCCUACUUUUGUGCCCGGCGUCUUUCCUUGCUGCUGAGUGAUAGCCCCAAUCUCCUUGCUGCUCACUCACCCCACAUGAUGAUAGGACCAAACACCUCGAGCAUUGGGGCACCCAGCCCGGGCCCCCCCGGCCCUGGCAUGAGCCCCGUGCAGCUGGCCUUUUCAGAUUUUCUUUCCUGUGCACAACAUGGUCCCCUGGUUUAUGGACUUAGUUGUAUGUUGCAGACUGUCACUCUCUGUUGCCCAAGUGCCUUGGUGUGGAAUUAUUCCACAAAUGAGAAUAAGAGCAUGAACCCAGGCUCACCCCUGGACCUGUUGCAGGUGGCCCCUUCCAGCCUGCCCAUGCCAGGUGGGAACACAGCUUUCAACCAGCAGGUUCGAGCAAGGAUUUACGAGGUAGAGCAGCAGAUAAAACAAAGAGGCCGUGCAGUGGAAGUUCGGUGGUCUUUUGACAAGUGCCAGGAGUCGACAGCAGGGGUGACCAUUAGUCGGGUUUUGCACACAUUGGAAGUCUUGGAUCGUCACUGUUUUGACCGAACUGAUUCCAGCAAUUCAAUGGAGACACUCUAUCAUAAGAUUUUCUGGACAAACCAAAACAAAGACAACCAAGAGGUUGCCCCCAAUGAUGAAGCAGUGGUGAUGCUGCUGUGUGAAUGGGCUGUGAGCUGUAAGCGGUCAGGCAAGCACAGGGCCAUGGCCGUGGCAAAACUUUUGGAGAAGAGGCAAGCAGAAAUUGAGGCAGAGAGAUGUGGUGAAUCAGAGGUCUUAGAUGAGAAGGAGUCCAUAUCUUCAGCCUCUCUUGCUGGAUCUAGUUUGCCUGUUUUCCAGAAUGUUCUCCUGAGGUUUUUAGAUACACAGGCCCCUUCAUUAUCGGAUCCGAACAGCGAAUGUGAAAAGGUAGAGUUUGUGAACCUGGUGCUGUUAUUCUGUGAGUUCAUCCGCCAUGAUGUCUUCUCCCACGAUGCUUAUAUGUGCACCCUCAUAUCUCGAGGGGACUUGUCAGUCACUGCCUCGACACGGCCACGCUCACCAGUAGGAGAAAAUAUAGACGAACAUUAUUCAAAGGACCAUGAUGUGAAAAUGGAGAUUUUCUCUCCCAUUGCUGGAGAGUCCUGUGAGAAUGCCAACCCUUCUUUGGGAAGAAGAAUGUCGGUUAAUGGUGAGAAGCUGAUGAAGAGGGAGAAGCCACGGGAGAUAAUUUUUCCAUCUAAUUAUGACCUCCUCCGUCACUUGCAAUAUGCAACCCAUUUCCCUAUACCUCUGGAUGAAUCUUCAAGUCAUGAAUGUAACCAGCGCACAAUCCUUCUCUACGGAGUUGGCAAAGAGCGUGAUGAAGCAAGGCAUCAGCUGAAGAAGAUUACCAAAGAUAUCCUGAAAAUUCUAAACAAGAAGAGCACCACAGAGACAGGGGGUGGGGAGGAAGGACAAAAAGCCAGAAAGAGCAAGCAAGAAGCAUUUCCAACACUGGAGACUGUGUUCACAAAACUUCAGCUCCUUUCUUACUUUGAUCAGCAUCAAGUGACAUCUCAGAUCUCUAACAAUGUGCUGGAACAAAUCACAAGCUUUGCAUCGGGAACAUCCUAUCAUCUACCUCUGGCUCACCAUAUUCAGCUUAUCUUUGAUCUCAUGGAGCCAGCGCUGAACAUCAAUGGACUAAUUGACUUUGCAAUACAGCUACUGAAUGAACUGAGUGUUGUGGAAGCUGAACUGCUCCUAAAAUCUUCCAGCCUGGCAGGAAGUUACACAACGGGACUGUGUGUCUGCAUUGUGGCUGUUCUGAGGCGGUACCAUAGUUGUCUGAUUUUGAAUCCUGAUCAAACAGCCCAGGUGUUUGAAGGGUUGUGUGGUGUGGUCAAGCAUGUUGUUAACCCCUCAGAAUGUUCUUCCCCUGAAAGAUGCAUCUUAGCCUACCUCUAUGAUCUCUACGUGUCAUGUAGCCACCUCAGAAGUAAAUUUGGAGACCUCUUCAGUAGUGCCUGUUCAAAAGUAAAGCAAACCAUAUAUAAUAAUGUGAUGCCUGCAAACUCUAACUUGCGAUGGGAUCCUGACUUCAUGAUGGACUUCAUUGAGAAUCCAUCGGCACGUAGCAUCAACUAUUCAAUGCUCGGCAAGAUCCUUAGUGACAAUGCGGCCAAUCGCUACAGCUUUGUGUGCAAUACACUUAUGAAUGUAUGCAUGGGCCAUCAGGAUGCUGGAAGGAUUAAUGACAUAGCCAAUUUCUCCUCCGAGCUGACAGCUUGCUGCACUGUUCUUAGUUCUGAAUGGCUGGGAGUUCUGAAGGCUCUUUGUUGUUCCUCAAAUCAUGUGUGGGGAUUUAACGAUGUUCUCUGCACUGUAGAUGUGAGUGACCUUUCAUUCCAUGAUUCAUUAGCUACUUUCAUUGCUAUUCUGAUAGCACGACAGUGUUUUUCCCUGGAGGACGUCGUGCAGCACGUUGCACUUCCCUCUCUCCUAGCAGCAGCUUGUGGAGAUGCGGACGCGGAGCCUGGGGCGAGAAUGACAUGUCGACUCCUGCUUCAUCUCUUCCGAGCUCCUCAAGCCUGCUUAUUACCUCAAGCAACAGGCAAGCCUUUCCCUGGAAUAAGAUCAUCUUGUGAUCGACACCUCUUAGCUGCUGCUCACAACAGCAUCGAAGUGGGAGCUGUGUUUGCUGUCUUAAAAGCAAUUAUGAUGCUUGGAGAUGCCAAAAUUGGCAAUAACAAUGUCAGUUCUUUGAAGAAUGAUGACUUCACCAUGAGGGGUUUAAGGCGUGAUGGGAAUGCUGAUGAUCUCUGGACUGCCUCACAAAACUCAAAAUCCUGUGGGAAAAGCAUUUCCAUAGAAACUGCUAAUUUAAGAGAAUAUGCUAGAUAUGUACUGAGAACUAUCUGUCAACAGGAAUGGGUAGGAGAACAUUGUUUAAAAGAACCUGAAAGACUAUGUACAGACAAAGAACUGAUAUUGGAUCCUGUGCUUUCAAAUAUGCAAGCACAGAAGUUACUACAGCUUAUCUGUUAUCCCCAUGGUAUCAAAGAAUGUACCGAGGGGGACAACCUGCAAAGACAACACAUUAAGCGCAUUCUUCAGAAUCUUGAGCAGUGGACACUGAGGCAGUCUUGGCUAGAACUUCAGUUAAUGAUCAAACAGUGUCUGAAGGACCCUGGUUCUGGGUCUGUGGCUGAAAUGAACAACUUACUGGACAAUAUUGCAAAGGCGACAAUCGAGGUAUUCCAGCAGUCGGCUGAUUUAAACAAUAACUCUUCUAAUUCUGGUAUGGGCCUCUUCAACCCAAACAGUAUUGGAAGUACUGAUACAAGUAGCACAAGACAGAAUGGAAUAAAGACAUUUCUAAGCUCCUCUGAACGCAGGGGUGUAUGGCUGGUGGCCCCCUUGAUUGCCAGGCUGCCGACUUCUGUGCAAGGAAGAGUGUUGAAAGCUGCUGGGGAGGAGCUGGAGAAGGGACAGCACCUGGGUUCCUCUUCCAAAAAGGAAAGAGACAGGCAAAAACAGAAAAGUAUGUCUCUUUUGAGUCAACAGCCUUUCCUCUCAUUGGUACUUACCUGCCUUAAGGGACAAGAUGAACAACGGGAAGGCCUCCUAACAUCUCUCCAGAAUCAAGUUAAUCAGAUUUUAAGUAACUGGAGAGAAGAACGGUACCAAGAUGAUAUAAAAGCACGGCAGAUGAUGCAUGAGGCAUUGCAACUUCGUCUGAAUUUGGUAGGAGGAAUGUUUGAUACGGUACAAAGAAGUACCCAGUGGACAACAGACUGGGCCCUCCUACUCCUUCAAAUAAUUACUUCAGGAACUGUUGACAUACAUACUAACAAUGAAUUAUUCACAACAGUUCUUGACAUGCUGGGUGUUUUAAUCAAUGGAACAUUAGCCUCUGACCUGUCAAGUGCAUCCCCAGGGGGAUCUGAAGAGAACAAACGUGCAUACAUGAAUUUAGUAAAGAAACUGAAAAAAGAGCUAGGAGACAAGCGGUCAGAAAGCAUUGACAAAGUUCGACAGUUGCUACCUUUGCCGAAACAGACAUGUGAUGUCAUCACUUGUGAGCCUAUGGGUUCUUUGAUUGAUACAAAAGGAAACAAAAUUGCUGGAUUUGACUCUAUAGAUAAAAAACAGGGUCUCCAGGUAUCUACGAAGCAGAAGGUGUCCCCAUGGGAUUUGUUUGAGGGUCAGAAGAACCCAGCUCCUCUUUCCUGGGCCUGGUUUGGGACUGUCCGAGUAGACCGAAAGGUGAUCAAGUAUGAGGAGCAGCAUCACCUCCUUUUGUAUCAUACACACCCCAUGCCCAAGCCCCGAAGUUACUACCUCGAGCCACUGCCCCUGCCUCCCGAGGAGGAAGAGGAAGAGCCCACGUCUCCCAUCUCUCAGGAACCAGAAAGGAAAUCAGCUGAGCUGUCAGAUCAGGGAAAAACCACAAUGGAUGAAGAGAAGAAAACAAAGGGAAGGAAGCGCAAGACGAAAUCAAGCUCCAGGGUUGAUGAAUAUCCGCAGAGCAGCAUUUACCGAGUGCCUCCUAAUUACUCACCCAUUUCCUCCCAAAUGAUGCAUCAUCCGCAGUCCACUUUAUGGGGUUACAACCUCAUGGGCCAGCCCCAACAGCCUGGCUUUUUCCUUCAGAAUCAAUCUCUUACUCCAGGUGGCUCCAGACUGGACCCUGCGGGUUCCUUUGUCCCCACAAACACCAAACAAGCACUGUCAAACAUGCUGCAGCGGCGCUCAGGUGCCAUGAUGCAGCCACCUGCCCUCCAUGCGAUCACAUCGCAGCAGCAGCUGAUACAGAUGAAGCUUCUGCAGCAGCAGCAGCAGCAGCAGCAGCAGCGGCUUCUCAGGCAAGCCCAGACUCCACCUUUCCAACAGGGCCAGCCGGGGGAUCAGGCAGCUCUCUUUGCUGCACAAGCUCGGCCCUCCCCUCAGCUCCCUCAGUAUCCAGGGCUGCAGCAAGCACAGACCAUGCCCCAGGGUUAUACGAUGUACGGAACGCAGAUGCCUUUGCAGCCGACACCACAACAGCAGGCUGGCAGCGUGGUCCUCUCCCCCAGCUAUAACUCCAGGACCUACCCGGCAGCACAUUCCAACCCCACAUUGAUGGAGAGACUCAGACAGAUGCACCAGCAGCCCACUGGCUAUGUUCAGCAGCAAGCCUCACCAUACUUGCAGCCCUUGACUGGCUCUCAGAGACUGAAUCAUCAGUCCCUACAGCAGAGCUCUCUAGUGGGCGGGGCCAUUGAUGCCGUGCUGACUUCUGCACAUCCCAACCUCCCCUCGGUGCCGCUGCCUCAGGACCCAAUGAGGCCCAGACAGCCGCAAGUUCGACAGCAGCAGAGACUCCUCCAGAUACAGCAGCCUCCCCAGCCCCCACAACCCCAGCAGCCCUCGCAGUCCCAGGGUCAGACCCUUGGUCUCCAAGCAAUGCAGUCGCAACAGCCUUUGUUUCCCAGGCAAGGCUUGCAGCAGACCCAGCAGCAGCAACAGACGGCUGCCUUGGUGCGGCAGCUCCAGAAACAGCUUUCUAGUAACCAGCCACAGCAAGGAGUAACUCCCUACGGGCACCCUUCACACUUCUGAAUCUGGAAGGAGGAGAAGACAAGAAGUUAUAUGUUUGCACUGAAAUAAUGGAAAAUCAAAUUUAUCACAUUAGUCAUUCUUAGAAAUAUCCCUUUGUUCUUUUAUUUCUUUGAAGUUUUCCUCUGUUUUAUGCUACAUUUCAUACAAAGGUGUUGCAACAAAAAGCAAAGGAGAAGUUGUUGUCUGGUUUUGUUGCAUUCAGCAUUAAAGUAGAUGUAAAAACGUGGCUCACCCCAGGAAGAGUUUGGUAGCAGACCUUUUGAAAUUGGUGCUUUUCUGAAACUCAUUUACAGAAAGAAUGAAUGAUUGUGGAUUUCUAAUAUUUAUGUAUUCAUUUUUGGUGAAGAUUUUUUUCUCCCCCCAAACUGGCGGACCAAACUCCUAAUUUGAAAGGCAUGUUGGAUCAUGAUGGAGAAGUUGACCCAUUCAUUCUUUAUUCACCUUUGAUGAUGAAAUGGACAUUUAUUUGCAUCACCUUAAUUUGAAAUGUUUGUAAUUUCAUAAGCACUUUAUAAACUUUGUUCUUAUUUCAGUAGGAUUGUUUGCUUUCAUCAUGGUCAAAAGGUGCUGAAACAGAUUGUUGCUUAGUACUUAAAUUACUGAAGGCUUCUAUGAGCACCACCUAGGAUGUGUGGAAGCCUGUUAGAAGUAGCCAGUUUGUUUUCAGUGGCAAGAUCAUUGGCCAGAAUCUUUGUGAAGGUACAAAAUGUAAGUUCUGGAGACCUGAAUGAAACCACAGUGGAAUUAUUCCAGUCAUUAUUGCCAGAUUUGACAAAAAUGACUGUGUUCAUUUUGGGUCCUCUUGAACCUUAUGCCAACUUGAAAAAGAAAAAAAUAAGAAAAUCUCCCAGCUGGCCUGAGAUUCCACAGUGCUCAAACUUGACAUGCUUCCCAGAGAAUCUGGCCCCAAAGUCCAGGAGACUCUGGUUUUCAUAAUAGUAUAUUUGCUGUUUAUUUUGUAUGGUAAGUAUUUGCUAUUUUGAAUUUAAUUAUUGUUGGUGUCAGUCAUGGUUGUGUAUUGCAUAUACUGUAUUUAUAAAUUGGUGCAAAAAGCACAAGUAAAUUAUACAUGAAAUUUAUUAUAAAGAAAUAGUAACUAUUUUAACUUUGUUCAAGUAUGUGGUAAUUUGCUCCUACUAGAGUUAAAAAAAAAUACAGUAAAUUAUUAUCAGUUGGUGUAACUUAAGA